Messenger RNA from Bolinopsis microptera, 1596 nucleotides. RefSeq lists its product as uncharacterized. Lineage: Eukaryota; Metazoa; Ctenophora; Tentaculata; Lobata; Bolinopsidae. Bases 8 to 1198 code for a protein of 396 amino acids. The record is from RefSeq and is a predicted model, not a curated record. The transcript is spliced from 2 exons.
UGAUGUCAUGAGCAACUCCCAAACGUUUGAUAACCAGAGCUUUGACUACCAGGAACCUCACAGCUCCAACAGCAGGAAGAGGUCCCUACCUUCUUCCCACCAUGACAACUUGUUCGCUAAAGCACACAGGGCGAGUGAGGAGGCAGGGCUGGUUCCGUUAGAGCACAGUCCAGGUUUUAAGGUUUUGCCUAGUCGGGAGUUUGAUAAAAUAAAGGAAGCACAAAACAUGGGAUAUCAUAAGAAGUCGUGUACUUAUCAGAGUCACCGAACCAAGCAGGGGUCUCACAAGAAACUUUGCUACUAUUCCUCCGCUCACGAGCGGGUAACAGCCCGCCGUCUCUUAGACUCUCGCAUUAAUGUGACCGACUUCGAACGCUCUAUCAGAAGCCAGUUCUCCGACCUAUGCUGUUAUAAUUAUGCGGAGAUUAUCGCUGCUUGUUACCCGGCGAUGGAUUACCGCAAAAGGUGGAUUGUUCUGGAAGAAAACGGUUCUGGUCAGAGGUUUAUUCAACAUAGGAGUUUAACAGAGGACACGAAAGCGAACAUUAAAAUGUCCUUAUCAAGGUCUGACAGUUGCACUGGUGUUAAGAAUAAACUGAUUAGGAAUAGAGUUAUACCAACUAUCCGUCAUCUUUCCAUGUACGACGUUCUCAUGUCUGUUUACGGUGGAGAAUUUUAUCGGAAGAACAAUUUAGUCAGACAAUGUGGUCCGAUAUCUGAUCUAGCAGAUCGGAUGAUAGAACUUUAUAGGUGCCGGGAGAAAGCCCUGAUAUCCCCCAUAACCAGCAUUAUAAGUCAACAAGACUGCAGAUUAACAAUGGAGCAGAAGUAUGCUGUUAUCGGGGUCCUCCAUCAGGCCACCAAUGUAGACAGCAUCAGGAAGCAGCUAGCUCGGAUGUUUCCCGAGUCUUUCUCUCCUCGCUCAACUAUUGACAUUUUAGCUGCUACAUUUGGGAGUUACAAACAAGUCUGUAUAGAAACUAAGUCCAGGGAGGAGGACCCGAGUGAAAGGACUAUUAUCCUUGGAGAGAAAUUCUCCUGUCAAUCAGUGUUUAAAGCUUUGGAAGAUCAGCGCAAUCAGGAAACAGGUAAAGAUAUCAAGAAAGGAAAGAAAAAGAAAGGAUGGAAACCGCAAAGGAAAUUAAAAGGCCAGAUUAUACCCAUGUCUUUUUCUAAAGGUAAAGGGAACCUUGUUUGAUUAUCUCACACACUACUCUAGUAGCAGGGAGGGGUGAAUAUACAACACACGCAUGUUAAUUCAGAUGUGCAUAUUUGAUGGAAUUGGGUUGCAAGGAACACUGCUGAAGAUGAGUGAUCCUAAGGAAGACUGAAUUUAGACCAGAGGUGAACACACCGCGGCAUAAUUGUUACAAUGGUCAUUAAAUGCACCUUGUUCUAGGGUGUUUUGACAUUAUUUAAGUGUUGGAUGGUGGGAAAAUUUGGGUCAUAUUCCCGUGAUAUCGUCAUCUUUUAUUUUGAGAAUAUUUAUUGCAAUAAUUUAUAGACAAUUUUACUGUCGCACUUUAUAAUUUUUUUGUUUUGAUUUUAUGUGAUGUUAAUUAAUUAUUUUAUAGCUAAUUUUCUAAUUCGCCGGAG